This is a messenger RNA of Tetranychus urticae (two-spotted spider mite), 903 nucleotides long. RefSeq names its product Cytochrome c oxidase subunit 5A (gene COX5A). The record is from RefSeq and is a predicted model, not a curated record. NCBI's taxonomy places the organism in Eukaryota, Metazoa, Arthropoda, Arachnida, Trombidiformes, Tetranychidae. Gene Ontology annotation, biological process: mitochondrial electron transport, cytochrome c to oxygen. Gene Ontology annotation, cellular component: mitochondrial inner membrane; respiratory chain complex IV.
UAAUCAAAAUUUUUACAGUAAUUUGAAAUAUUUAUCAAUUUUGACUUGUCCUAAGUUGAUUCCUUUUACUUGUUUUUGGACUAUUUUAAUUCGCUUUAAUUGAGUUGGUCUAUUCAACGGGGAGAUAAAUAUGUUCAGGAAGCUAUUGACCAUUGCAAGUCAGCCAAUCAGGCCAAGGGUCUCUUCCCUUUUGCAUCAGACAAGAUUUUUGGCAAAUCAAAAGCCUGCUGAAAGUGCAUCAGUCAUCUAUAAGCCGCCUCAUGAUGUCCAUGAAACAGAUGAAGAAUUUGAUAAUAGAUAUUACCAAUAUUUUUCUAGGCCUGACAUAGAUGGAUGGGAGAUCCGAAAAGCAUUAAACGAACUUAUGGGUAUGGAUCUUAUACCUGAACCCAGGAUUAUUGAAGCAGCAUUCAGAGCCUGUCGACGAGUGAAUGACCAUUCACUAUGUGUACGAUACUUAGAAGCUGUUAAAUGGAAGGCAGACAACCACGAUAAAGACAUCUACCCAUACUUGCUCCAGGAAUUGAAACCAGUUAUGGAAGAACUCGGUAUCAGUAGCCCAGCUGAUCUUGGUUAUGAUAAACCUGAAUUAGCUUUACGCAAUCCAGAUUUUUACUAAAAAAGAUCGCAAUUACUCAUGCUGCGUUUAAUUGCUCACUUGAUUCGAAGAAACAAAAAAAAACAAAUUGUCAAUUUUUAGUAACACUGGAUAGUGUUUCCGAGGUAGUUGCAUGAAAUUGUCAUGGCAAUUGUGUUAAUUAUCCACGAGACAUUACAAUGUAUUAAAAUCGGUCAUGAAUUGUUAAAUAAGAAUUAUAAUUCAGUUAGUAAACAAUAAAAUCAUUAAUCAAUUACUUCCCAUUAAAUGUAAAGCAAUCGAUUCUGAAUCAAUGCUAUGUUAAA